AUGCACUUAAACGAUGGCUGCGAGGGCUCCACACAAUGCGGCUACAAAAAUCUGAUCGCGCCUCUUUCUCUCCCUCAAUCUUCCACUUUCAUCCUCACGCUUUCUCCUUUCCUGCCCACUGCGGCACCUCAAAAGCAACCCCCCGAGCACAUUCCGAGAAAGGCGCUGUUUGGUCCGCUUGAAAAAGCAGCCAUGGGCGCGGUUCAUCUCUACCUCAUUCGCCACGGCGAAUCCGUCGAUAAUGUCGCGAACCUCUACGCGCUCUUUGUGGGCGUGGCGCGUGUUUGCAGUGCUGGGUCUCGCGACGCACCUAUGACGAACCAUGGCGUCUUGCAAGCCAAGCGCCUGGGUGAACAUCUCGCGACGCGAACCGCUGCGGCCUCGGCCCCCAUCACGCAUGUCUUUUCGUCGAAUCUUCAAAGAGCCCACCGCACUGCGAUGCUAGCAGCCCACACUGGCGAUGCCGAUGCCCAGGCAUCGUCUAGUACCGACGCUGGGUCCAUACCCUCAACGGUUGGAGUGGCCCCGCUGCAGUUAGCAGAGCUCCGGGAGAAACAUUUUGGAACAGGCGAGGGUCAGAGGUUCGGCGCCCGGUCGUCUGGAGAGAGACAUGAAGGCGCCGAAGACCACGACUCGAUGCGCGUGCGUGCGGAGCGGUUCGUUGACGAGUACCUCGCUCCUCUCUUCGCUUGCGUCGAAGGAGAGCGAGAUGAAGAGCAAGAGGGUGCCAGCAACGGUACGGAGAGCAUCAUCAUUGUUGCCCAUGGCAUCAUCCUGGGCGUGCUGGCGAGGGUUCUCCUUGCCGCUGGCAACUUUGGAUCUUUGGCAACCGGCACGUCGGACCAGCAACAGCGUUUCUCGUGGAGCAACACCGGUUAUCUCUUGAUCCACAUCAAGUCGAUGCCGGCAGUCGAUGCGAAAGAGUCUGCUGGUCUGCGAAGCGGUACGCAGGAACCCAGAUGGCCCCAUCUGAAGCUUGAAAUUGUGGAAGUCAACUGCACUGAACACCUUCGCGGUUUGAAAAAGACGCGCGGAGGGAUUGGCAGCGCAAAAUUUGACGAGAAGCAGAAGACGCUCAGCGCGUUCUUCAAACCGACUGCAUCCAAACGGAAGCACGAGGACAGCUGA
This is a messenger RNA of Colletotrichum abscissum, 1128 nucleotides long. RefSeq names its product phosphoglycerate mutase. Bases 1 to 1128 code for a protein of 375 amino acids. Gene Ontology annotation, biological process: negative regulation of glycolytic process; regulation of pentose-phosphate shunt. NCBI's taxonomy places the organism in Eukaryota, Fungi, Ascomycota, Sordariomycetes, Glomerellales, Glomerellaceae. The transcript is spliced from 2 exons. Gene Ontology annotation, cellular component: cytosol. The record is from RefSeq and is a predicted model, not a curated record. Gene Ontology annotation, molecular function: fructose-2,6-bisphosphate 2-phosphatase activity.